AAUGUGUCUGAAUAACAACUUUACAAGUGCUCACGUUUUUUAUCCUCUCAACUCUCAAGUCUCUCCGCUGCCAUGGAAACCGAUAGAAGCCGAUAACCGCUCUCUCUACGGUUAUAACCGCCGAGCAAACGAAAAAUGCAACUACCAUCCACCGCGACGCCGCUAAUCUCUGCUCGCCGGUGAAACUCUCUCUGAAGAACUCUCCACAUCUUCAACUGUUUUGCUUUCACUUCACGUGUGUUAAUUGAUUGUUGUUCUCGAUCGGAUCGAUUUAAUCUCACCGGUGAUGUUAAUGUAGAAGUAGUAGUAUUAGUUGACUUGAAUAAUUAAUUAAAGUGAUAGAUAGCAAAAGUAGAAAGAAAUUAAAGACGGUUGAAAUUGAAUAAUAAUAACUUGAAGAUUAAGCGCCAUGUUAGAUCUUAAUCUGAAUGCUGAGUCGACUCACAACGAUGACUCGUUUCUCGAAGAAGCUGUUUCUUCCGGAACCUCGAAUUCCUCCAUCGUGAAUGCGGAGGGGUCGAGUAACGGGGUAGGCGAUGAGGACUCGUGCUCCACACGCGCCGCCGGACACGUCAUCACCUUCGAUUUCGGCAUCCUUAAGGUGGAAGGAGUGGGGAGCGACGUCGCGGCGGCGACCAGGGAGCUGUUUCCGGUGAUUGCUGGGAGUUGGCCGGUGCCGACGUUUGUGGCGAAGAAGAGCGUCGUGGAUCUCUCGCUGGAUCAUCACAGGAGCGAGAACGGUGAGGUGAAGGUGGUUCAGGUACCGCAACCGCAACAGCCUCAGGUGAAGAAGAGUAGGAGGGGUCCAAGGUCUCGGAGCUCUCAGUACAGAGGAGUCACCUUCUACAGGAGGACCGGAAGAUGGGAAUCGCAUAUCUGGGAUUGCGGGAAACAAGUCUAUUUGGGUGGAUUUGAUACCGCUCAUGCAGCUGCUAGAGCUUAUGAUCGAGCUGCAAUCAAGUUCAGGGGUCUUGAUGCUGACAUUAAUUUCAACCUUGUUGAUUAUGAGGACGAUCUGAAACAGAUGAAGAAUCUCUCCAAGGAGGAAUUCGUGCACAUACUGCGUCGCCACAGCACCGGUUUCUCAAGGGGGAGCUCAAAAUACCGUGGAGUGACACUUCACAAAUGUGGCCGUUGGGAAGCUCGAAUGGGGCAAUUCCUUGGCAAAAAGUAUAUAUAUCUUGGGCUAUUCGACAGCGAAGUAGAAGCUGCAAGGGCCUAUGACAAGGCAGCUCUCAAGUGCAAUGGAAGAGAGGCAGUGACCAACUUUGAGCCAUGUACAUAUGAAAGCGAGAUGAAACCCGAAGCUAUUAAUGAAGGUGGCAAUCACAAUCUUGACCUCAAUUUGGGUAUGGCAACCCCAGGACAUGGUCCCAAAGAUAACAGGGGUCAUCUUCAGUCCCAGCCUGUCCCUUACAACAUGCAUCCUGGAAGAAGUUCAAAGAUGGAGACAAAUGCUAAUUCAGUCAUUGGUGAUCCGUCUUUGAAAAGGCUGGUAGUUACUCAAGACCGUCCUUCUGUAUGGAAUUCCACGUACUCCCGUUUCUUUCCCACUGAGGAAAGAGCAGAGAGAAUAGGCUUAGAUCCUUCAAAAGGACAUAGCAACUGGGCGUGGCAAACGCAUGGGCAAGUGAGCGGUGCUACCCCAGUACCACCGUUCUCUUCUGCAGCAUCAUCAGGAUUCUCAAUUUCAGCUACCUUUCCACCACCCACUCCCAUCUUUCCAACAAAAUCUAUGAACUCAAUUCCACAGAGCCUCUGUUUCACUUCACCCAGUGCACCUGGUAGCAAUGCAUCUCAAUACUACUAUCAGGUGAACUCCCAGAAGGCACCAUCAUAGCCUUUCUUGUGUGAUACCGAAAUGAAUGGAUAAUUGCUACAAACCAUUGCCUUAAAAAACAUAUUGUAUAAUUCAGAUAGAGAUUGAUGUAUACUGAGAUGUGACAUCUAAUUGCACCUCUUGGUUAAAACCACUAUGAACGCCAUGUAUUAAGCAAAGAACUAUUUUGAGUGUGCAAGUUUCUCUGA
Messenger RNA from Lotus japonicus, 2028 nucleotides. RefSeq names its product ethylene-responsive transcription factor RAP2-7-like. The record is from RefSeq and is a predicted model, not a curated record. Bases 410 to 1840 code for a protein of 476 amino acids. The transcript is spliced from 11 exons. Lineage: Eukaryota; Viridiplantae; Streptophyta; Magnoliopsida; Fabales; Fabaceae. Gene Ontology annotation, molecular function: DNA binding; DNA-binding transcription factor activity. Gene Ontology annotation, biological process: regulation of DNA-templated transcription.